This is a messenger RNA of Megalops cyprinoides (Indo-Pacific tarpon), 2689 nucleotides long. RefSeq names its product metastasis associated 1 (gene mta1). The transcript has 18 exons. Gene Ontology annotation, cellular component: NuRD complex; nucleoplasm. Bases 256 to 2085 code for a protein of 609 amino acids. Gene Ontology annotation, molecular function: transcription coactivator activity; sequence-specific DNA binding; chromatin binding. Gene Ontology annotation, biological process: double-strand break repair; negative regulation of transcription by RNA polymerase II; response to ionizing radiation. NCBI's taxonomy places the organism in Eukaryota, Metazoa, Chordata, Actinopteri, Elopiformes, Megalopidae. The record is from RefSeq and is a predicted model, not a curated record.
UCCAGGGGAAACGGCUUUGUUGUGAACUGUAUCCAAAUUUUACGCGGGUUACCCGAGUCACGUCCAUUUAGUAACGGUACCCGGGAAAAGUAGGCUUGAUAAAAUGUGUGUACUGUCUCUUUAAGUUCGCUUGGCUGGUGUGCUUCGUAUUGAUCAAUCCACCAUUUUCCAACACACACUACAGCGGUAGUUGUAACACAGCGACGGCGGCGACAGAGAUACCCGUACCUGGAGACGCCAGGACCCGGGGCAGUCAUGGCAGCGAACAUGUACCGGGUCGGAGAUUAUGUUUAUUUUGAAAACUCCUCCAGUAACCCCCUAUUGAUCAGGCGGAUAGAGGAGCUGAACAAGACGGCAAACGGCAAUGUGGAGGCCAAGGUGGUGUGCUUCUACAGACGCCGGGACAUCUCCAGCACACUCAUCGCCCUGGCGGACAAGCACGCAAGGGAGAUGGAAGAAGAGAUGGAAAACCCAGAGAUUGUUGAUCUCCCAGAGAAACAGAAGCACCAGCUCAGGCAUAGAGAGCUCUUCCUGUCCCGACAGCUGGAAUCAUUACCUGCCACACACAUCAGAGGCAAGUGCUGCGUCACUCUGCUGAACGAAACGGAGGCUCUCAAGUCGUACUUGGACCGGGAGGACACAUUCUUCUACUCCCUGGUGUACGAUCCUCAGCAGAAAACCCUCCUGGCGGACAAGGGUGAGAUCAGAGUUGGCAACAAGUACCAGGCGGACAUCACUGACCUCUUGAAAGAGGGUGAGGAGGACGGGAGGGACCAGUCCAAACUGGAAGAGAAAGUGUGGGACCCCAGCAGUCCUUUAACAGAGAAGCAGAUCGACCAGUUUCUGGUAGUGGCUCGGUCGGUGGGUACCUUCGCCCGCGCCCUGGACUGCAGCAGCUCGGUCCGGCAGCCCAGUCUCCACAUGAGCGCCGCCGCUGCGUCUCGAGACAUUACACUGUUCCACGCCAUGGACACGCUACAUAAGACCGGCUACGACAUGUCCCGGGCCAUCGCGGCGCUGGUGCCCCAGGGCGGCCCGGUCCUGUGCCGGGAUGAGAUGGAGGAGUGGAGCGCCUCGGAGGCCAACCUGUUCGAGGAGGCGCUGGAGAAGUACGGCAAGGACUUCACCGACAUCCAGCAGGACUUCCUCCCAUGGAAAUCGCUCACAAGUAUUAUUGAGUACUACUACAUGUGGAAGACCACCGACAGAUACGUACAACAGAAACGGUUAAAAGCCGCAGAAGCGGAGAGCAAGCUGAAGCAGGUCUACAUCCCCAACUACAACAAGCCUAACCCAAACCAGCUGAGUGUGAACAAUGUGAAGCCGGGUCUGGUGAAUGGAGCCGCGGCAGUACCGGGUCCUCCGGGCCAGACGGCAGGACUGGGUCGGGCCUGCGAGAGCUGCUACACCACUAGCUCAUACCAGUGGUACUCCUGGGGCCCGCCCAACAUGCAGUGUCGCUUGUGCGCCUCCUGCUGGACAUACUGGAAGAAAUAUGGUGGCCUAAAGAUGCCCACGCGCCUGGAUGGGGAGCGUCCUGGACCCAACCGCAACAACAUGAGCCCCCAUGGACUGCCUUUGAGACACAGCGGGAGCCCCAAGUUUGCCGUGAAGACAAGGCAGGCCUUCUACCUGCAGACGUCCCAGCUCACCCGGGCCGCUCGCCGAAUCUGCCAAGACCUGCUGCGCCCCCGAUAUCUCGCCCGCCACCCCUACACUCCCGUCAACACCACGGCUAUCAAGGCAGAGUGCGCGGUGAGGUUGCCGGAGAUGACCAAAAACCCAGUUCCGUCCAAGCAGAGUGUUCGGAAGCCGCUGGAGUCCGUGGUGAGAUAUCUAGAGGCCCAUCCGUGUCCGCUGAAACCCGACCCGCCGCGGGGCGCCACCAUCUCCACGGGCAGCCUGACGCCCAUCAAGGCGUCGCCCAUCCUCAAUAACGGCUCGCCGACCAUCCUCGGCAAGAGGACCUAUGAGCAGCACAACGGUCUGGAUGGGACCAAGCCCAAAGCCCUGGCGCCCCAGUGGGAAAUUGUGUCCAAACGGACCUCUGCCCCUCAGCAAGAUGAGGUGCAUGAACUGGACUGACCCCUGCAGUUACCUCCUGGCCAAUAAGGAGACGAGGGAAAUCUGAAGGCAUUUUACAACCGCUCAGAACAGGAAAGCUUCAAGGAGACCGCACCAACUAAACUCCGUCCUGCCCUGUCCUCCUGGCCCUUUGAGACCACCUGUCAGAAGAGCUGAAUUUUCACUGAGGACUGAACCUAGUUCUGGCCAAUCAUAGGACUGACCUGACUGCAGAGGACUGUGUUUAUUAUUACCAUUAUUGUUAUUAUUGUCAAUGUAAUUAUUAUUCUUCUUUUUUUUUUACCAACUAUAACCCUUGCUGAUCAGUUAUUUGUGGAUCAACGAAGAAACUUUUUGAGUUUCAUGAAACAGACUGCUCGUGUACCCUGAGAAUAGGGUGGAAGGACUUUGUAAUAUAUAAGCCACAUGCAUCUUUUUUAACAUGUCAAAAAAUCUGAGAAAACGAUGAAAAAAAAAACAAAAGAUUGACAUUAAGGUCAAUUCCGAAAAUAACUCCUUUGCUUCUGUUCUGUAUUCCUUUAAAAGCUUCUUGUUCUCUUUCCGUUUUGUGAGCUGGCCCUGUCCUUGUGGCCCAAGAGGUUUAACUUAUUGAGAAAGAAUACGA